GCUCAUAGCACUUCCACAAGAUGCAACAUCAAUAUUCAGAAGAUCCAAAUCUAAUAAUCAAACCACUGUACUAUAGUAAUGGUGUGCCCGUAUUCACACCCACUUAUAACCAAUUCCACAACUUUUAUCAGUUCAAUAAAGCUAUAAACCAGUAUGGGAUGCAAUCUGGCAUUGUCAAGAUUAUCCCUCCUGCCCAUUGGAAACACCAGUUAGAGAAACUGAAAUGCUAUAACCACGACAACUUAGAAAACAACAUCACCAUACGCAAUCCAAUUGUGCAACACAUUAACCAAGUGAGCCCAGGGGUAUACCAACAGGAAAAUAUCGAGAAGCAGAGAAAAUAUAGUAUUUUCCAGUGGAAACAAUUGGCAGAUCAGCAGAACUUCCAACCUCCAAGAACAAGCACAAGAAAGAGAUCGCGACAGGACGACAAGGAAAUAGUCGAAGACUCGCCUAGAAAGUUACGUCAUACCCAUUCCGACUACAAUAUCGACAUCCACGAGUUUACUGAUGACCGAUGCGCUGAGCUUGAACGAAUAUACUGGAAGACUCUCACCUAUGCCGAACCCAUGUACGGCGCCGACAUGAUCGGCUCAAUAUUCCCUCCCAAUAUCAAAUCGUGGAAUGUAGCUCAUUUGCCUAAUAUUCUUGACCUAAUGGACCGGAAGAUCCCCGGAGUCAAUGAUGCAUAUCUCUAUGCUGGAUUAUGGAAAGCGACCUUUGCAUGGCACUUGGAAGACCAGGACUUGUAUCUGAUCAAUUACUUACAUUUCGGUGCCCCCAAGCAGUGGUACCUGAUCCCACAGGAGUAUCGAGACAAGUUUUUCAAUCUAAUGAAGGAGAUAUUUCGCGAAGAGUAUAACCACUGUCAUGAGUUUUUAAGACACAAGACGUUUCUUGUGUCGCCACAAGUGCUUGAAAAACACGGGAUCAAAGUGAAUCAUAUAGUUCAUCGUCAGGGAGAAUUCAUAAUUACUUAUCCGUUUGGAUAUCAUGCUGGAUUCAAUUAUGGCUAUAAUUUGGCCGAAUCAGUUAAUUUUGCUCUUGAUGAUUGGUUUCCUUUGGGGAAGGUGUCUAAUAAAUGCGAGUGUAUUAAUGAUGCUGUGACUAUAAAUAUUUCCCAGUUGUGGAGUAAGUUUCAUGGAGUAGAACCGGACGCUCCAGUGAAGCAAAAUCAGGACAAUAGUCAUAGCAAUACUCACAUCAGUAAUGGUCACGCCCAGAAAAGGCCAAUAGGGCGACCAAGAAAGAACAGUGUUCGCAAUGAUAUUCCUAGUGAAGCACCCGAAGAAACACCCAGUGAAACACCCAGUGCAACACGGGAAUGCUAUUUAUGUCCCAACAGCUAUCCGCAAACAUCACCAUUGUUUGACCUACUUCCAACAGACGCAAAUCAUAAAAUCCACCGAAUCUGUGCCAAUGUGUUUUCAAACCAACUACAACUUUCAAAUAACAAAAUCUCAAACUUGCAGUCGAUUUCCAAACAACAAAAACAAUUAAAAUGUAAUAUAUGUCACCAACCCAACGCCUGCAUUCAAUGCUCGUAUAAGAAAUGUUCUCGUUCGUUCCAUCCAAGCUGCGCAUUAUUUGACGGAGUACAGUUUGACAUUCCUGAUGUGUAUUGCAAGUAUCAUCGAUCCAGACAGUCAUCUAAGCCUGAGCAUGUUAUUGGGAAACUAGUCCAGUUUAGUAUCAAUGGGAGAUAUUUCUAUGGAAGAGUGUUUAGUGAUAACAUUUCCGAGGAGACGGUCAAUAUUCAAGUGCUUCCAGGGUUGUACGAUAUCAUUGAGGUGAGCUACAACAAUGUGCUAUAUUGUAACUAUAACGAAAAUAUGAACUAUUUAAAAGAAAUGAUAGUGAUGGACGAUGUGAAUGCUGAUGACAUUUCUAAAACUAGAAGUGGGCGAAAGAUAAAGGUGAGUUAGAUAGACGAUUAACUGUAUCUAUACAUGUUUUUGGUUGACAUUUGUUUGCACCCAAUAAAUAUUUUGUACUAUUGUUAUACAUCUCGCGUGUACCGU
Molecule: messenger RNA, 2021 nt
Organism: Spathaspora passalidarum NRRL Y-27907
Lineage: Eukaryota; Fungi; Ascomycota; Pichiomycetes; Serinales; Debaryomycetaceae
Exons: 1
Coding region: 21-1925 (634 amino acids)
Biological process (GO): chromatin remodeling
Cellular component (GO): nucleus
Molecular function (GO): histone H3K9 demethylase activity; histone H3K36 demethylase activity
Source: RefSeq, a predicted model, not a curated record